Messenger RNA from Etheostoma spectabile (orangethroat darter), 1622 nucleotides. RefSeq names its product transmembrane protein 250 (gene tmem250). Lineage: Eukaryota; Metazoa; Chordata; Actinopteri; Perciformes; Percidae. The record is from RefSeq and is a predicted model, not a curated record. The transcript has 2 exons. Bases 438 to 857 code for a protein of 139 amino acids.
AGUCGGCAGCUGUCGUCACAGCAGGAUGACUCGUAUAUUUUGCGACAGGAUGUACAUGCACCGGCUAGUCUCCGCUGGCAAAAAAAAAAAGAAAUGCGUUGUCGAGGGGGGUGUGGAGGGAAAAAGAAAAUAAAUUCCGUGUGUUUAUGUUAACAGCCAACUGUUUAUAAUGUGAUACAAUCCUCCAGUCUUCGGAGACUCAAACACUAGCUUUUUUUGGUGAGGAGGAAGACGUCGUAGUGUUGCAUGGGGAAAUGUUGCUGACUGGACUCCACAGCAGGCAGACACUAGCAGCAGCCACAUCUCAUUCCUGGGCUCUUGUAAGAGCCACUCUUUGCUCCACAACCUGAUGAAGCUAACUUCCUCCCCAGAAGCAGCACUCACAGAGGACUCCACCUGUAACUGGGACUCCUGUGCUGGGCUCCAGUAGCCCACCAAUGCCUGUGAUCCCCAUCCCACGGCGGGUGCGCAGCUUCCAUGGCCCCCACACUACCUGCAUGCACUCGGCCUGUGGGUCUACGCACGCUUCCAAGCUGGUGCGCACCAAGUACAAUAACUUUGACCUCUACCUGCGCUCACGCUGCAUGUACAGCUUCCUCCGUUUCCUUCUCUACUUUGGCUGCAGUCUGCUGACCUCUAUGCUCUGGGUGGCGCUCUCUGCUCUCUUCUUUCUGCAGUACGUCAGCGUGCGCGUCCUCCUGCGGCUGCAGUACAAGCUGUCUGUCAUUCUACUUUUGUUAGGGCACCGGCGCCUUGACUUUGGAGUGCUUAAUGACCUGAUCAUCUACAGCAUGCAGAUCACCAUGUUUCUGGUUGGGGGGCUUGGCUGGUGCUUCAUGGUGUUCGUGGACAUGUAGCUGCAAUGUGAGCAACGUGGGAAAUGUAGUGUGCGAUGUGGAUGCUAAACACUAACUUCGGAAUUGUGUGGUGCUACAGGACAAUAUAAGCCUUUAGCAUGUUCUGUAGGACUGCUCCAUAUCUCCCCUCUAGUCAAAAAGACCCUUUUUACGUCAAGUCCUAUUUGGUUUAGUUUCAGAUACAAAAGUUUGUGUAACAACUGUGAUCUUUUAAAAAUGUUGGUCCUGUAUAACUCCUGAAUGAAAAUGAUGCAUGAGUCUGACUCGAGUCAUCAUGCAGGACUCUCAAGAGACCAAUAGGGUCCAAAUCUCUUCAAUUUCAAAUGUAUUUUAAUGCCAUUUGAAAAAACUUUCACAAAUUUUGAAAGGCAUCUUGACUAAAAACUCUUUUCUGUAUAAUAAUGGAAAAUGUGAAUGUCAAAGUCUGUGUUGCAUGGAAAAGUGACUGAUGUGCAUCAUGGCUGAGUGAUGCAAGACAGUCGUGAUGCAAGACAGUGUGCUAAAAUAACACAGGUUGGGCUCCAAACUAAGUCUACCCUGAUUCCUAGAUUGUGAUAAUGACAGUUGUGUCAUAUAUAAUACAUAUAUGCAAAUACUGUAUACAUGUACCAGAGACACAGUCAGUUAUGGUGGAUAAAGUGACCAAAAACAAGUUGUUAACAGUUUGUGUAAUGUGAUUUUGUGGAAAGGGGUGCGGCAGAAUAGGAGAAUAAGUGACAAACAUCAACUCUUUUUUGUAAAGUGAAUAAAUGCAUUUUCUGUUGA